UGACUGCCACGAGCCCAUCUCCAGUCCACUAGCCGACCACCAACCGGCGGAGACUCGAGACUCCAGAGCACCAGAGGCGAAGGAGGGGGCAGCGCCGGCAUGGAGGACUUCUACGUCACGAUCCCCUACGGCCUGCUGGUCCUCAGCGGCGGCAUCGCGGGUUACCUCAAGCGAGGGAGCACCGCCUCGCUGGCCGCGGGGGCCGGAUUCGGCGGAGCGAUCCUCCUCGCCGGCGCGCUCAGCGUCUGGGCCUUCGCGCGCGGCGGGGGUGGCGCCGGCGCCGUCUUCGCCACCGUCCUCCAGAUCGUUUGUGCUGUGGUAUUGACUGUUGUCAUGGGAAUAAGAUAUUUCAAAACAAGAAAGAUAAUGCCUGCUGGAAUUAUUGCUGCUAUCAGUGCAAUCGUGUUGAUAUUCUACGUGUACAAGAUAUCAACUGGUGGUAACAAGGAUUACAUCCCGGUGAGUGCCGAGUGAGUCUGCUGGAGCUUGUGAAGACAACAACUUGAUCGCUGCUGUCAUGAUGCGCCCAUCUAGUGAGGCAAACACUGUACCAAGCAAGAUUAUCUCAGCUGUCAUGAUGUGUCCAUCGAUUGUACUCUAGUGAGGCCAACACUGUACUACACUAUUAUACACUAGUUCACUAAUAUUAAACCUUCUCCUUUGCUGCGUGUGGUGCCA
Molecule: messenger RNA, 678 nt
Organism: Setaria italica (foxtail millet)
Lineage: Eukaryota; Viridiplantae; Streptophyta; Magnoliopsida; Poales; Poaceae
Product: protein FATTY ACID EXPORT 5
Exons: 3
Coding region: 100-474 (124 amino acids)
Cellular component (GO): membrane
Source: RefSeq, a predicted model, not a curated record